Molecule: messenger RNA, 6037 nt
Organism: Hippopotamus amphibius kiboko
Lineage: Eukaryota; Metazoa; Chordata; Mammalia; Artiodactyla; Hippopotamidae
Gene: PRRG3
Product: proline rich and Gla domain 3
Exons: 4
Coding region: 328-1023 (231 amino acids)
Cellular component (GO): extracellular region
Molecular function (GO): calcium ion binding
Source: RefSeq, a predicted model, not a curated record
CGGGCGCGCGGUGCUCGGUGCGCGCCACCGCCCCUCCGGCCCAGCUCGCCGGCCCGCCCUCCCUACCCUCUCGGCCCGCUCCCGUGGCCCCCCACCCCUGCUCCUCUCCUAGGCCCGGCGGCCCGGCGCGCGGUGCGGCGCGACCAUCGCGGCCUGGCGAGCGGGGCGCGGUGGUCGUGGCGCUCGAGGGUGGCGCGCAAAGGCGCGGGGCGCGAGGCCAGACCUGGCGCGGCGGGGUGUGGGGGGCGGGCGGCGGCGGAGCCCCCAGAGGCGAGCAGGGCCAGGGGGGCACCGAGGCAAGUGAGACACUGGAUCUGAGGGAGCGCCAUGGCAGUGUUUCUGGAGGCCAAGAAUGCCCAUUCGGUCCUGAAACGGUUUCCUCGUGCCAAUGAAUUCCUGGAGGAGCUUCGCCAAGGGACCAUCGAGCGGGAGUGCAUGGAGGAGAUCUGCAGCUACGAGGAGGUCAAGGAGGUGUUUGAGGACAAGGAGAAAACGAUGGAGUUCUGGAAGGGGUACCCGAAUGCAGUCUACUCAGUCCGAGACCCUGCACAGAGCUCAGAUGCCAUGUACGUGGUGGUGCCCCUUCUGGGGGUGGCAUUGCUGAUCGUCAUUGCCUUGUUCAUCAUCUGGAGGUGCCAGCUGCAGAAAGCCACCCGUCAUCACCCGUCGUAUGCUCAGAACCGGUACCUAGCGAGCCGCGCGGGGCACAGCCUCCCCCGGGUCAUGGUGUACCGGGGCACCAUGCACAGCCAGGGGGAGGCCUCUGGGCACCGGGAGACAGGGAGCCACCCGCAGGUGGUGCUGGGCCCCAGUCGGGGGGGCAGAACCACGGUCCGCCUCGAGAGCACCCUCUACCUCCCUGAGCUGUCUCUCUCCAGACUGUCCAGUGCCACCCCUCCCCCGUCCUACGAGGAGGUGACUGCUCCCCAGGAGAGCAGCAGUGAGGAGGCGAGCGUCUCUUACAGUGACCCCCCUCCAAAGUAUGAGGAGAUAGUGGCCGCCAACCCUGGCUCCGACAAGUAGUAGGACUCAUGUCCUGUCCAGUGUGAAAGCCUCGUCCGGGGCCUCCUGUUUUCUUUUUAACUUUUUUAAGACUGUGCCACCACAAAACAGCCUUAGCCUCCUUGUUGCCAAAUAAUUUCCUAUCCACGGAUUUGUAGGAAGUCAGCUGUCAGAGGCAGGUGGAGGGCGUAGGGAUCACGCAUGCACCAACACCCUGGGGAGAGCCGUGGGCCAGAGAGCCUGGCUCUUCCACAAGCCCCCAUGGCCCUGCCAUCCUGUCCUCCUGUCAGGGACUGGCUUCUCUUAUGCCAAAGGAAUCACCCCAUUGAGUUGAUUAUGGCCAGAAUGUCCAUAGGCUCGGGCCCCGGGGCCACACAGCUGGCCGGAGACCUGUUUGUCUGCAGCCUUGCCACAGAGAUGAGGGAGAGAAGCCAGCCCUUCAGCGCCUUUUUCCCUCAUUAGCCCUGUGCUUUCUGUCCUGGCUCACUUUUGAGAAGGACGAGGACAGAAAAAACACAAAAAGACUAAUAACAUAAUGAACACAAUAAAAUGAAAGGAUAUCACCUGGGCCACUCACAGGGGUUCAAGAGAAAUCAGUUGCACAGAUCUGUGACACUCCCCCCACCCCCGUCAAGCCUGACACCUGCCCCGCACUGCUGACCGGGUUCAAAGGCGUAUCUGGAGUCACCUGGAAGGACAACGGGGUAUGUGAAGGAUGAGGGGCAGGGCCUGGCCAGCCAAGCUACCUCCUCCAGAUUGGGGAUGUUGCCAUCUGGAGGGUAGCUCUGGUCCUACUGUGCUUGGCCUCCCCCAGACCCUGGCUCUCCAGGCACACGUACCAGCUGUGCUAAUGCCGCCGCACGCUGGCAUGAACCCUGCCGCAGCCCCAGGAAAACGGAUGCUGCAAACCCUGCCUUUUGAACCCGUGGCCUUUGAGCGGUUGGGGCACAGGCUGUGGCAGGGAGCUGACAUUUUCUCAUUGUGAGGUUGGCCCGUGGGAUGAUGAAACCCACAACCUUGGCUUCCUCAGCCCUGUGCUCUCUGGCUGUGAACUUUUAGGCUACUGCCCAUUUCGUGAGUAGGUGUGUUGAGAUGAACUUGAAUUUCAGGUGGCUGAUGGCUUAUUAAUGAUGGGGCCCAGCUGGGGAGAAGAUCCGAAAGUGUCCCUUUUUAGAAAUGUCUGUGCGGGGGAGAUGGGGAAGCCCGUGACUUGGGGUUGAGGGCCCAUCCGGGAUCUGCUCUGUCAUUGCCAGAUGCCGGUCCUUUGUUAGUAACCCCUUUCUGUGGCCCAGGAGCUGUCCAUCUCUCCAUUUCAGGGAGGCUUCGGACAGCAGUGGGGCAGAAGUGACCUGCCCUUUAACUGUCAGUGACCACGCAAAAGACACUGUCAACACUGCCUCCCCACCCCUCCAUCUUCAUCCUCCUGGCCUCAGCACCAAACCAUUUACCUCUGUGGUGCUUUCAAAAAUGUAGCAAAUUUUUGUGGGGCCCAAAAGAGUGCAUAGCCAGGGUCUAUUGGCAACCACAGCAGUUUAAAACCCACUGAGAAGACAAGCUUCUCUGUCUAAACAGCUCUCCAAGGCAGGCCUCGGGCCUUGUUCUUUGAAUGCGGCCCUGCCUAAAGGCCACCGAUGACUUCUGGAGGCCCCUCCAGUCCUGGGCACUCACCCAGGAACAUGCUUCAAGUGAGGAGGCUUGUGUUCCUACCCCAGAGAGGCCACCAGCUUGGACAACUCAACCCUGUGGCUGGGGUUUUCCAUCCUAACCCCUACCUCACAGGCCUACUGGAAGUUGACUGAGCUAAUGCCUGCGCAGUUGCUUGAGGCCCCAGGAAGCUAGUACAGUUUGCCCUUGGGAAGAUUCUCCUAGAAAUAUGUAGGUUAUAAGGGACCAGUUUUAGCGGAGGCCUUCGUAGGACUCUGAAGUCGUCUCAACCUGGGGAGUCAGUCUCCUGUCAGUUGGAUCGUUCCACCCCCCUCCCCCUCCCCAAAAGCUCCCUGAUGCCAGAGGUGCUGAUCAGGUGACAUUCCACCUUUCCUUCCUUCCUCUUUUCCUCCCUCUGGGCCUCCAGCACUGCACUCCUGCCCUUCCGUACAAAGGCAUUUUGGGCCUAGAAUGCCCCUGCUUUGUACAUGAAGGGUGCUGGGGUCCAUCCUGUUCAGCCAUGUUGGAGGACCUGGGGCAGCCUGAGGCUCCAGGGUCAGUCCCUGCUGUCCCGGCUUUUCUUUGGGGGCCGUGCCUGCGUGUGAACUGGGAGCACAAGAGAGGACACGUAGCCCUCUGUGUCUCCUCCCCACUGGGCAGAGAGCCAGCCACUGAGCAGAGCCAGAGGGAGGAUGCCUGGGAGUGCCUGCUCCCUUUGGCCCCCAUUGAGCCCUUCCCUGCUGAGCUGCUCUGCUCCCAGUUUGCAGCCAGCUGGAGGUGGGAGGGGGUGGGAUGCGGGAGCCCAGCCUGGUGGAGGGCAUCCUGCCACCUGCAGGUGCCAAGUUCUCUGGUUCAGGUGCUUCGCAGCGUUCUUCCCCGUGGGGUUGCCACCGUGGUCUCUGGGACGUUUCUCGCAGUAUAUAGUAGAAAAAAAGCCUGAACAGUACACCAUGGUCAUAACUCCUCGCGGUGCACAUUUGGCUUUUACGAAUGCCCUGUACAUAUCUUUUCAAACUCUGUCUUUGUAUGGAUGUUGAUUUGAUACACUGCUCAACCUGCAGUAGCCACAUUUUCGUUGUUUUCGAACUUUGUGUGUGUGUGUGUGUACACAUGGGCACGUUGCCUUUUCUCAUAUGCUUAUCUGAAACAAUAGCCGGCGUGUGGCUAUAUUUGUACCAGGAGGGUUCCGGUCUGAAGGGAGGAAUGCCACCUCCCGGGGCUGGGCAGCCUGAGGACAGGACCCUGAGUCAGGAAAGCUGAGAUUAGCUGAUGGAGCGAGCCUUCCAGAGUUGCCACCUUCUGCCCUCCUUCACAAAAGGUUUUGGAAGAAGACGAAGCAGCUCCACCCUGCAGGCCUCCCCACUGUGGGACCCCUGCUCACACGCCCUUUUGGAGCGGUGCCCCCAACCUCGGCUCCUGUUCUUUGGGCAUCAGCAGCUGAAAGAAAUCGGAGCACUCCUGGGCCUUUUUGUUUUUUUAUUUUUAUUUUUGGUGGAAAGAUAUGUGACUGUUGACUUUGGGAAUGGUGGGGCUGGUUAUUUAGAUAUUUUUCAUUAAAAAAACAAAAAAGAAAAGGCUUUAAGAAAUUCUUUGGAAUGUGACUGUCACAUGUUUUCAACCAAAAUCUUUGUAAGACUUUUUCAAACAAGCAUCACAGUCUUGUCCCUCUCCUGCUACUCCUCAUCGCCCGGAGGUUUUCAAAACGAAAGCACAAGAGGAAGUGGAGCGCACAGGUGCCUAGCGUGUGCGGCCCUGGCUGAUGGACAUGCAGCCCUGCGCGGUCUGACCCGGAGGCCAGGGGCCUCCUCUUCUACUUGCGAAUCCCACUGCCAUUAUUGUGAAUUCCUUAGGGUGCUUCGGAAAAUAGGAAUCUGUCCAAUUUGUUGGACUUUGUCUUUUUGGUAGCCUGAAGAUGACGGAUCCAGGACAGGAAAGCAUCUUUUUGCUAAGGAGUUGGAGCCAGAUGGUUCCUCUCUGACUGGGGGCUGAUCUUUUCACAACCAAAUGGCAUCCCACAAGAACUAAAAACAACACUGCCUCUAGAUUGUUCCUUUGUCCGAGAGAGAGAGAGAGAAAGAGAGAGAGAUUAUUAAGAGGAACUCCUUACUCACCUACACUCUAUCUUUCUAGGAGUGCGCGUGUGUGUGCUAUGUGUCACGUGUCUGCCCUCACGUUCAAGGCCGAGAUGGAGAGCUGGGCAGCCAAGCUGCUGUCUAGGCUGCUUUUCAGCUUGACAAGGAACGCAGCUCCAUCUCAGGAUGGCACCGAUUCAGAAACAAGCACAUCCUCCCCACUGAACUCUAUUCAUACUAAUCAGUAUAAUUAGCUAAUUUAAAAGUACUGUAAUCAGACUGCCUGCAAGUAUGGUAAAAGCCCAUUAAUUUGAAGCCCACUAAUUCAAAACUUAGAGAAAAAUCACAACGUAAGAUAAUUCAUGGUAUCUGUGAUUCUCACUCCGUAGAAAUAUUCGAAAUAUUCUUCCCCUGAGUCAGUUUUCAGGGUCGUAUGUGUAAGAGGGAUCUGGUUUAAAAUGAGUACCUUUUUCAAAGAAAAGCCUCAAGAUACUAUGGAUCCCUUCAUUGUGCCUUCAGCAGUUCUCAUACGUCAGGCUCUUCGUGUACAGGACGAUCUCUGCUUCUCUCUCUACUGUGGGAAUGUUGGGUAUGCAGCUUUUCAUUCUCCUCCUUUAUCUGCUCUAUGAAUAAAAUUGUUUGUGAACUAAACUGCAGUUUCAAGUAAUAUAACUGUGUAUCUUGCUAAAUAGUCUAAAGCAGAUGUUUUGCUACCAGACCGGCCGCCCCCAUCAUUCUACCCCAAAUAUUCAAAGUAUCAAGCUUUUCCUUUCACAGGCUGUGGGCAGCGAGUCUCUCUCGAGCAAGAAUUUUUCUGACAAAGAUAUCCAAACAGUGCAGCACACCCCCUUGGGCUCAGUGCCUCAACAGUUGUCCCACUGUACUGAGCUAUGUGACCGCUGCCCAGUGCCUGCCCUUCGCCUGCCCCCAGCUCAAGCAUUCACACAGAUAUUCAAGAUUGGGACAAAUCUCACAGCUGCUUCUGCCCCGCAAUCUGUCUCCUCUUACGGAUGCCCCUUUCCCAGGCCUGAACACAGCUGCUCUUUCACUCUGUGAUCGUGAAUUUGUGACAGUGGAAACCCUGAUAUGUGCAACUGAGCUUACAGACAUGAUUACUGUGAAAUGGAUUCAGUUUGGUACCACUUGAAACUGCUCAUAAUUCAUGUGUGGACCCACGUCAGCUGGGAAAUCUGCACAUUCAGUCUUAUGUCAGGAUUUCACCGGAGCCUGGGGGCAACAAACAAAUGUGCGUCUCACUUCUUUCUCUCUCUCUCUUUUUGCGAUUGUUGAGUUUAGCUGUCACGUUUCGUCUCUUUCUG